AUGAUGGAAGUUGAACGGCCAUGAAGCUCAGGGUGAAAGCAAAGCAGAGCAUUUCGCUCCGGAGCGCACGUCAAAAUGUCCAACCCUUACAAAUUAUAGUUUAGGGUUUUCUCUCUCUUCCAAUUAAUCCCUGUCGAUGAUGAACAACAGCCUAGCUACGCUAGCAGGGGACUCCAUAGCUUAGCUUCUUCAAUUCCGAGCAAGCAAUGGUGAACACGAGCUUCUCACCGGCGGUUGAAAGCGAUCUGAUGAAGAAAGGACUCAUGAUGUGUCAUCGGCUGCCUCGAAAGAACAUCGCCCACAGCAUCUUCUAUGGCCAUAACCCUUUAAAACACAGCCAGCCCCUAUUUUAUGCACAGGCUUCUUUCAUCAUAAUCAUCACGCAACUCCUUCGUCUUCUUCUCAGGCCACUCCGCCAGCCCCGAAUCAUCUCCGAAAUCCUAGGUGGUUUAAUUGUAGGGCCAACGGUUCUGAGCCGCAGCAAGACAUUCCGAACACAAUUUUUACUAGAAAAAGUUCAAUUUCUUGGAAAAAAUGUAGGGCUUAUUGGAUUCGUUUAUUUCUUCUUCCUAUCUGGGGUGAAGACAGAUCUUGGGGCUGUAAGAAAGGUAGGAAGCAAGCAUUGGUACUUAGCGGCUUUCACAGUUUUCGUUCCUUUUGUGUGUGAUAUUUUCAUUGGAAUAGCUUUCAGAAAGUCCAUGGAAAAGGAGCUUGCGAAAGCUUCUUCCAUUUUUGAGUUUUCUGCUAUGUUUGCAUUAACAGCAUUUCCAGUUAUCUAUCCCAUCAUCAAAGAGUUCAAUCUCCUUAGCUCAGAGAUUGGUAGGAUGGCAUUGAGUGUGGCAGUUAUCAGCGAUGUGAUUGGGGCUCAAUUCUUAAUUGCGUUUGAUGCAUCCAAACAAAUGGAGGCCAAGACUUCGGCUGGUGUGUGGUUUAUAGUUUCGACGAUAGUUAUAAUGGCAUCAAUCUUUCUAGGCAUUCGACAUGUCAUGGUUUGGAUAGUCAGGCUGACACCUGAAGGGAAACCGGUGGAACAGAUUUAUGUGGUUGCCAUAUUGUUAGGUGUCCUGGUGUUUGCAUUUAUAUCUGAUUUUUGUGGACUAUCCAUGGUCCAUGGUCCGUUGUGGUUUGGAUUGGCAGUUCCUGAUGGCCCUCCAUUAGGGGCAACUAUUGUGGAAAAGUGUGAGACAAUUGUUAUAGAGCUUCUGAUGCCAUUCUCAUAUGCAUUCAUUGGAUCCGUCACAGAUAUAUCUGCCAUGAGUGGCCAAUGGACCAUUUUGCGCCCCAUGUUCAUAAUGGCUUUAGUUGGUUAUACAACUAAAUUGCUUUCUGUUCUGUUGAGUUCUCGUUUCUUGAACUUGCCACUAAGAGAUGGUCUGGCUCUCAGCCUCAUUCUGAGUCUCAGAGGCCAAGUGGAAGUUUUGCUGUAUAUGCGUUGGAUGAAUGUGAAGCUGAUAACGCCUCCUUUUUACUCGAUGCUGGUGGUGAUGACACUGGUGGUCACAGCCACAGCCACGCCUUUGCUCAGUUUACUUUAUGAUCCAACGAGGCCUUAUAGGGUGCACAAUCGAAGGAGUGUUCAGCACACCGCGCCAAAUGCUGAUUUGAGCAUUGUGGCGUGUAUAUAUGAAGAGGGUGAUGUACCAGGGCUGAUCAAGCUCAUUGAACUCUCCAAUCCAACGGUGAAUAGUCCUUUCUCAGUUCAUGCCAUACACCUAGUCGAUCUAGUCGCCCGAGCUGUGCCUGUUUUCAUAAAUCAUCAGGUUGAUCAGACGCAUCAGUCUGACCAAUCUAACCCCAUACACAAUGCAUUGAAGCUCUUCCAGGAUAGUAGAAGCAGCGAGAACAUCAAGAUUAAUUCUUACACAACAAUAUCACCAAAGAGAAGCUUGUACCGAGAUGUGUGUGAGUUAGCCCUUAUGAUGAAGGCUUCUCUGAUUAUCUUUCCAUUUCACGGAUGCACUGGAGGAGGGGUGGUGGAGUCUGAAGGAGGUCAAUCUGUUGCCGCUAGUGUAUUAUCACACGCCCCUUGCUCGGUUGCCAUAUUUGUGGAUAGGGGCUUUGCUGGUAGCCACAACAUCAACUCCCCCACUAGGCGCUCAAUGCAUCAUUUCGCUUUCCUCUUCUUGGGAGGGGCUGAUUCUCGUGAGGCUCUUGUGUGUGCUGAUAGGAUGGCCGCCAAGCCAGAUGUAUGGCUCACUGUCAUCCGCUUCCUCUCACACGACGGUGAGGGGGACAACGAGAUGGAAAAGGAGCUAGACGAUGGACUAGUCACAUGGUUCUGGAUGAAGAAUGAAGCCAACCGGCAAGUUGUUUAUAGGGAGUCAGUAGUGAAAAAUGGGGAGGAAACCCUCGCUGCAAUUCAGUCAAUGAAAGAUGAUUACUUUGAUCUCUGGAUCCUUGGUAGGAAACAUGGCAUAAAUCCAGUGAUUUUACAAGGACUAACAGACUGUAGCAAAAACCAUGAAUUAGGUGUUAUAGGAGAUUAUAUGGCCAAUUCAGAUUUAGGCAUUACAUCUUCUAUUUUGGUAAUGCAACAGCAGAUUCUAAGAGACCGCGAAAGCGCUUGUAGUGCUUUCAUUGGGAGAUUGCAAUGGUGUCUUUAGUACUAAACAUCUCUUACCAUGUAUAUAUUAUUAGCCAAAGAAGCAUGGUAAAUGUUACUAUUUUAUUCACAGCUUUCUUUGUUCAUGAUGAUCACGCUCGUCCUUCGCCUUCUUCUCAGGCCACUCCGCCAGCCCCGAAUCAUCGCCGAAAUCCUAGGUGGUGUAAUUAUAGGGCCAUCGGCUCUGAGCCGCAUCAAG
This is a messenger RNA of Ipomoea nil (Japanese morning glory), 2801 nucleotides long. Its product is annotated as cation/H(+) antiporter 24-like. The transcript has 4 exons. The record is from RefSeq and is a predicted model, not a curated record. Gene Ontology annotation, cellular component: endomembrane system; membrane. Gene Ontology annotation, biological process: proton transmembrane transport; regulation of pH. Gene Ontology annotation, molecular function: antiporter activity. The coding region runs from base 207 to 2603 and encodes 798 amino acids. Lineage: Eukaryota; Viridiplantae; Streptophyta; Magnoliopsida; Solanales; Convolvulaceae.